This is a messenger RNA of Pomacea canaliculata, 6995 nucleotides long. RefSeq names its product putative fatty acid elongation protein 3. Gene Ontology annotation, cellular component: endoplasmic reticulum membrane. NCBI's taxonomy places the organism in Eukaryota, Metazoa, Mollusca, Gastropoda, Architaenioglossa, Ampullariidae. Gene Ontology annotation, molecular function: fatty acid elongase activity. The coding region runs from base 139 to 954 and encodes 271 amino acids. The record is from RefSeq and is a predicted model, not a curated record. The transcript has a single exon. Gene Ontology annotation, biological process: sphingolipid biosynthetic process; fatty acid elongation, polyunsaturated fatty acid; fatty acid elongation, saturated fatty acid.
UCUCUUUCAUCACCAUACCGACCUGCUAGUGCCCGCACAUAUCUAAACACGCGGUGAGACAAACCGGCAAACGCCAGAGGAAGCAUUUUCCUUCCUGCCUGGUAGGCUGAAGCAUAAGCAUUUGUAAAACAAAACUAGAUGGCUACCAAGGGUGAAAGCGUUCACAACUAUUCAUUUAUGUUCCCGUUUGAAAAAGACUGGAACGAAUCGGUGUUUAACAAGUACAUGGUAGAACGAUGGACAGACAGCUUCGUCUACGCUGCAAUCUAUGUUGUUAUAGUGUUUGGUGGUCAGGUGUACAUGAGAACACGACCGCGGUAUGAUCUUAGACCUGCUUUGGCAAUCUGGAGUGGUGUUCUAGGUAUCUUCAGUAUUAUGGGCACUAUUCGCACCGUACCAGAACUUCUGACUGCCAUAAACAAGUAUGGACUCCAGUAUUCUGUUUGCGUCCCUACAUACUUCCAAGGUGUGCCUGGUUUUUGGUCCUUCAUGUUCACUGUGUCGAAGGUCUACGAGCUCGGCGACACCGUCUUCAUCAUUCUCCGCAAACAGCCUCUCAUUUUUCUCCACUGGUACCACCAUGUGACUGUUCUGCUUUAUGUGUGGUACAGCUACCCUGAUCAUACUGCUCCAGGCCGUUGGUUUAUGGUGAUGAAUUAUCUUGUCCAUUCCAUUAUGUAUUCGUACUAUGCUCUUCGAGCCAUGCGGUUUAACAUCCCCAAAGCUGUCAACAUCUUGGUUACAAGUUUACAACUGGCACAGAUGAUCAUUGGCGUUCUUAUCAACAUCUGGAUUUAUCAGAUCAAGGGGCGUGGGGAGUUCUGCCAACAGAGCUAUGACAAUCUUCGGUAUUCGUCAAUCAUGUACUUCUCUUAUUUCAUUCUCUUUGCUCAUUUCUUUUACACUACAUAUGUAAUAGAAAAGCCUAAAGGGGAGGGGAAGAAACAAGACUAAUGGAGUUGUAGAAAUAUUAAGAAUUCUGUUCAGUAAAUCAAGAAAUAAUUGUUAAACUUUUUAUUCAUAUAGUAUAGUUCACAUACCCAUUUAUCACUCAACAUAAAUUAUUUGUAAGACUUGUACAUGCUAACACUAUUAGGCUCACAAAAAGUUGCAGACAUUUCUUUCUGAUCAGUAAUAUUAGUAUUGUGCAUUUUGUAGCUUUGACACAAAGUUAAAUUCUUGCCAUUGAGCAGCCAAGCCUUUCGUACUACCCAUAUUUUGUUGAUAAGCAUCAUAAAAAUGUGUGAUGUGUUUUCUCAAGGACUUCUCUCAUAUUGUAGUUUUCAGUAACUGGUAAUUAAAAUGCUUAAGAUUGGAUUUUGCUGAGAUUGUUGGCAUAGACAAUUUAGUUGUGCUGAGAACAAAUAUUGUUUGGGAUUAUGCCAGAAGCAUUUUUUAGUAGUUUAGAAGCAACAGCUAAAUAAGCUUCUAAGUGUCUUUAUCUUAUUUUUGAAAUGCUGCAACAGUUUUAUAAUAAUGUAUCAUACUGAUGCCAGACCACCACUUCUAGAGAGUUUAAUUACAUGGUACUCUGCAGUUUUCUAUUUUUCUUUGUCGAAGAGAAGUUUCUUCUAAUCAUGUUUUGUCUGAGAAAAUUCAUUGAUGUUUUGCAUUUGUUUAGUGUUGAUUUGCUAAACAUCUAGCUUAUCAGCUUCCUAUUAAAAUAUUUUGACCUUAAGAUAGAAGUGGUCAAAAAUGUUUGAUGCAUCCUAAUCAUAGACCUUUGAAUAAAAUAUGGUGCCGGGAUUGCACUUUUUGGUGUUAAAUUACUUUCAAUUCUGUUAAUUCAUAGGAAACAUCAAUGGUGUAAAAAUUCUGAUUAAAAUUUAUAGCUUACAAUGAACUGAUUUUGUUAGACUUUUUGAUCUAGUAUUGCAGACAAAAAGUACUGCUUAUGUAUUGUAUACACAUUUAAAUUCUUUAUUUUAUGUAGUUUUUAUUACAGAAAAAUUGUUGUACUUGUUUGCUGGAAUUAAGAAAUAUGUCAUAAAAAUUGUAAGGAGGGGGGAGUUAAAAAACAGAAAUUAAGUUAGAUUUUUCCCAUUUAUGAUAAUACUUAAAUACUACUAUAGUGUAAUGGCCAAAGACAGCUCAUAUACUAUAACUUGAAGCUUUGUGCAUUUCAUUGUACCUUAAGAAGGUGUAUAAAACUCUGCGAAGGUAGAACUGUACUGGCAUAUAUAUAUAUGCAUUGUUGCCUUUUAACAUUUUUUUUUUCCUUCUUGUUUGCUGUCCCAUGGUUGUGGUCUUUUAUUUGCCCGAUUCUUUUUUUUAAUAUACGUAAAGUGUAAUUUUUGUCAUUUCUCAGCGUUUGUCCCUUACUGUUCUAAAGAUAGCUUUCAAACUAUCAUUAGAGCCGUGAGUUAACCAACUGUUGAAAUCCUAACAUAUUUAAUAAAACUCUUUGUUAAAAAAAAGAGUUAAAAAAAUUAUAUUGCCUGUAGAGAGUGUGAUUAGAUUGCUUUGCUACAUGCUAUGUUGAUAUUCAAAUUAUGCUUUCUCUUUGAUCACACCGUUUUAUUUUUUGUAAAAGUAAUUUUUAUUUUUGUAAAUUCUAGAACUCUGUAAACUCCUCAGAAAAUGGAAAUCCUGUCUAAGACAAUGAAUUAAAAGGAAAGCAAUACAAACAUGUAUUAAAGGAUAUAAUUUGUCAUAAACAUGAUUUUUUAAAAACUCAUAAAUAAGUGUAAAUAACUUGUACAGGAUAAAGUAAUAACAUGAUAAACAUAUCAAUCUCUUUUUGAACAAUGAAUGCCAUAGGAAGAAAUAAAUGAAACCAACUCUAGAAAUCAUAUUAUAAACGAAAGCUUCAUCGUUUCGUUUGAAUAAUCAGUUGUUGAAAAGCAUUAAUGGUAUGAUGUACAUCAUGUCUUUAUGAAAAUGUACUUAUACAUAGAUUUAAGUCAAGUAAAUUGUUCUUGCAGCAUCUUCAAUCCACUUUGAGAUGCUGUCUUCUAGAAAAAUGAAAGCUUGACCAGUGGAAAACUUUUAAUUGGGUAUUUUUCACAUCGCCAUUGAAUACAAAAAAUAGUACAUGAUUAUAUACAGUGUUCUUAACAGUUUUAAAGUUUCUUGCUCAACCACUGACUAUAGGUGGUUUUUGGCAAUGCAAGUUCAACCAACUAGAGUUAUUCAUUGUCACCUCAAGGAGUAAAAAUUAAUAGUGUCUGAUCAUUCUUAUAAGAUUUGAGUCACCCAUGAAGGAGGGCCAACCCCUUUCCCCUCCUUCCCCAAAAUAAUACUCUUUUCUGUCAGUAAUGAGGUGGGCUAGAUUAUCAAUGAAAAAGAUGAAUAAUAUCCUGAAACAUUUCAUGUAUGUUUUAAAAAGGAACCACCACUAAGCCGGCAGCUUCUCAUCCAAUACCUCUGAAAGUCAGUAACAGGAAGUUGUUUUAGUCCAAGUGAUAGAAAUGUGCUAAAUUUUCUCAUAUCAUGUAUUGGCACAGCUUUCAUAUGGUUUUCAACUUUACACUUUGGAAGGGCUCAGGUUAGGCCUGAAAGCACUAUUUAUUUAUAGACAUAUCAUGUGUGGUCUCAAUUGGCACAAAAAGUGUGAUAAGUUAUCCAGAACACAUCACCAUGGUAUAAAAAGUGGAAGCAAUUUGACAUCUUGUUUUUCAAGAGUGUGGAAGAGAGGAUGAGAGAUUCACGUAAGACAGAGAGGUUUAAAGACAGGCAAAUGUCUGGUUUUGUCUUCUUUUAUAAAAUAGAGCUGUGUAAUUGUUUUGCCUGCUGUGUGAGAACUUCAGCUUAAUUUACUCCUAGUGUCUGCUGUUUAGUCCUUUGAAUUCCCUUCAGUUACUAUAUUGCUGAGAAAACAAAAAGACAUUGUGGAUUUUGCAUGUAUUUCAAUAACAAAAUUACAAAAAAACUUUGCUAUUAGUCUGUUUACCCCACUCCUAGAAAACUAGUGCUGUAUCUGUGGAGUUCAGAACAGCUUCUGUUUUGUGAAUCAUUUUCUUGGACUUCUGUUUACAUCCAGGCUUUUGUCAGAAAAGAAUGAGGAAGAUGGAAAGUCUUUAAUGUAGCAUCAAGGUGCCCCAAAGUAUACUGACCUGUUACCUUUUGAGUGGUGUGCUUUAGCCUACUUUGUGUACAUGUAUUACAAAGUAUUGCUGUCACUUUUGAAAGCUGUGAACAUGCAUAUAAAUUACUUAAUGUAUUUCUUCUGUCAUAUUAUAAUCUCUACACUUGGCAUAAUACUUGGUAUGGUUGAAGCUUGCUAAAAAGUUGUCUGUUAAGCUUCUUAGUGUGUGAUGACCUAAAAAGGCUGCUAUGGUGAUGCAUGAGACCGGUGAGAUCACAACGUAAGGUGGCCAAUUUCAGGGAACAGUCCCAGUGGGGGCAUUUUUUUUUUAAAUAGUACAUAUUAUAUAGACUACUAUUGUGUGCUCUUUGAUAAUCAUGUUGGAAACUGUUUAUAGUUCAGGUGUAUUGUACUUUUCAUCUAACACUCCUGCAGUUUGACUAUUUGAGUGUUUCAUUUUUACUUCUUGGCUGCUUUGGUUUUUUUUUUUAAAAAAAAUGGAGUAUCUAUAUCCACAUGUGCAUUCACAUGCACAUAUACCUAUAAUACCUAUACAGUGUCACUGUUGCUGCAAGCUUUACUUAUUUUGUAUCUUUUCAUGAAGACAUUGACUCAAUCAUUUAUUGUCAACCUAACUUUUUUUUAGUGCCUAUAGAUGAAAUAGACUAGUUUUCAGUAUUAAACUGUAAAAAUCCAGGAAGCAGCAGUGAGAGUUUACUUUUUCAUCAUAAUGUUUAUAUUUUUGGAACCAAAUACCAUGCUUUUUGAAGCUGGUUGCUGCGGUUUAGAUUUGUGAAAGCACUAGAAGAUGAGAAAGGUAUUAGCUUUGGAUAGUAUCUCCAGAAGUAGGAUGAGUGUUAAUAGAUUAAUAAACAGUUGAUACUGUUGAUAAGGUUAUGCUAAUGAUAAGAAAUACAAUGUUUAACAAGGAAGGAAAGUGUUUGUAGUUUGAAAUUUAGAAAAAGCAUGAAAUCUUAUGACUAACAGUGAGACAGAAAUGAUGGUCAUAUCAGGAUGGGGGUCAUGUUCUGCUGGUACUUAGUGAGUUUCUUCCCUCUUUUCUUUUACUGCUGACUAUGCUUUUUAACUUUCGAAUUCACAAACUACAAAACGAGUAACUGAUCAGCAUAUCAUCUAGAUAUCAACCAGCACCCUGGAUAUCAGUGUUUAACUAAUUUCGACCCUCCAGUGCAUGCAUGUAUGUUCUUUCUCUGCAUGUGGCAUCUAUUUAUGAGGCUGAUAAUAAUAUAGUCUUAGUUGCCGGUUUAGCACAAAACACCAAUCCCUACCCCAGUGUAUGCAUCCCUUUUGUGCUUGCAAGCAGUUCUGACCUAUUUCAAAAAGUAGAUAAGGCAGAAGCCACUUUUGAUGAUUUAGACUAUGAAAUAUGGGCUAGGGCUUCAGGCUUGUGAGGUGGAAGGGGACUUGUUAAAAUGGGUUAUUGAGAGAUAUUUUUUGUAGUUUAACAUAUACUUUUGGUGGCAAAUACUUUAAAUAGUUUAUUUUUAUCCUUGUUGGUCUUUUAAAGUUUGACUUCAAUAUCACUUUUAACAGAUUAUUCAAUUUUAUUCCAUAAAAAAUGUAAUUUAUGCUUAUGUCAGUUCCAAAUUUUGUCCUCUUUUAGAAGACAGUAGGUUAUAGGUACUAAAUAUUUGUGUUUUAUUAGAAUAAAUUAUUGAUGGGAAAAUCCUAAUAAAAUGGGAUCAACUUGUGCAUGCAUACGACAGAUCUACCCCCACUUGAAGUGUUUAGUAAAUCUUCUUAAUACUAAAAAAUAAUUUAGUAAUAGAUUUUAUAAAUACUUUGAUGUGCAUUGAGUUUUAUUGCUUACCUGAUUAACCAACAUGAAUGGCUGUCAAUGACCUGUUUUGUGCUAACAACAUAUAAGAAUGUUUAAAAAAAAGCUAAAUCAAAAAAAAAAAAAUCUUUAAGGGCCACUACAGUGUCUUUCAGAGAUUCUUUCUCUCACUCAAGUACACUCACUGUUACCAGUUAUAAAAAAUACUGUUGAAAGUAAGUGUGUAUUAUAUGGACUGUUUACAAUAUUGCCUAGUAAAGUGUAUACAUGUGUUUGAAAUGUAUGGUCUAUGUGUUAUGAACCAUUUGUGCAAACUGUGAGUUCGUCAGAUUUAGUGAGUCCAUCUCUUAUAAAAAGUAAUUUGCAAAUUGAAAAAAAUGUACGUAAGAAGGAUGCAUUACUUGGUGGGUUGUUAUCUUAUCCAUGAAGCAGAUAUUUUCAGUCUUUUCUUAAUUGCACUGGUAAAAGAUAAAACUUCUGUGUUAUUUCUCAGUCCUCUUUGGUAUUUGGCUCAUUUUCUUUCAAGGUUCAUAACUUGGCUUCAUAUAUAUAUAUGCACAACUCUGUAUCACAUUGUAUUAUGUUGUUUUGUGAAACAUGAUUGAUGUGUGUUUGAGCAGUAGGCAGUUUCCCUGCUUUUUUUGCAUAGGCUUUAGUGAAACAAUGUACCAUAGCAUUCAUGCAGUUUUGAAAGUCUGGAAAAGUGUUAACAUUUUAGGAGGGCAGCGUAAGAGCAGUUUCUACAAAGGAAAAAUGAAAGUGCAUCACCCAGAGAAGUGUCUAUCAAAAUGAACUCUGCCAUAAUCUAGACAUCUAGAUACCGAAGACAAUAGAUAUGGUAGACUGAGUAUUGGCCAGUUUUGGGACUAUCAGCAAUCUUGGAGACCCUGUUGUGAUCUUAUGAUGUAGUAGAAGUAGUAUAGAGGCUAACAGUCAUUGCAAAGGCCUCCAGCCUAUUCACUGUUCCUUCUGUAGUUAGAAUUUAAUCUGUGUCUGAAGUCACCAUGCAUGUAUAAUCAUUAUCAAAGUCAUAAAAAAUCUAUAAAUUUUGGAAUGUUACCUAGAGAGUUCUGGAAGCUAUUCAAAUUUGGUUCAAAUUUAAUCUUAGUCAGAAGUUUGUUCUGAUUUGCAACAACUCUUUGUGAAAAAUAAAAUUUGUGUUUAGUGGUA